CGUAAUGUGUCGAUCGGGAAAAACAAGUUGUUGUACUUGGACAUAUCAUUCAAUAAUUUAUCUGGAGGGCUUACGAAUUGUUGGAAGAAUUGGAAACUCUUUGGUUGCUGUUCACUUGGGAAGCAAUAAUCUAUCAGGAAAGAUACCUUCAUCACUAGGCUUCUUAUCUAAUCUCACCUCACUCCAUUUGCAUGAGAAUAAACUACAUGGUGAGAUUCCUCUGUCAUUGCAUAAUUGUCGCUCUCUAUUGGUUUUUAAUGUUCGCAAUAACCAAUUAUCAGGAAACAUACCAGAUUGGAUAUCUCAUGGUUUAUUGGCUCUCCAAUUAAGGUCCAAUCAUUUUACUGGUAAAAUCUCACCGCAAAUAUGUCAAAUGUCUUCCAUCAUUGUGUUUGAUAUAGCACAAAACACAAUCUCCGGUCAUAUACCCACUUGUCUUGGUAAUAUCAAAACCCUACUUUUCAACAAUGUUUCACGUAACAAGCUUUCUUUUCAAUUUCCUUCAUCAUCUCCUGAUCGUUACUACAUCAACGAUGACAAUCUUGAAUUGGUUACUAAAGGUCAAGUAUUAGAAUAUGAUAGCAACCUACACUUUAUGACCUUAAUUGAUAUGUCAAGUAACAAUUUGUCCGGAACAAUACCUCCGCAACUGUUUAGUCUCAUUGGAUUGCAUUCCUUGAAUUUAUCCAACAACAAAUUAGCAGGAGAAAUACCAAAUGAGAUAGGAAAUAUGAAAAACUUGGAGUCCCUCGAUUUUUCAACAAACCAACUUGGGGGAGAAAUUCCUCAAAGCUUAUCCACAUUGUCCUUUUUGAGUUACUUGAACCUGUCAUUCAAUGAUUUGACAGGCAAAAUACCAUCAGGCACACAACUUCAAGGGUUCUCUGCACUUAGUUACAUUGGCAAUCAUGAUCUUUGUGGACUCCCACUUACCAAAACGUGCUUUCCGGAACAUAAAGACAAAGAGCUUGUGCAUGAAGGUAGAAAUCAAUUUAAAUUUUUGACAUGGUUUUACAUCGGAAUGGAAUCUGGAUUUGUGACAGGCUUUUUGGGAGUUUGUUGUGCUAUUUUCUUAAACAAAAAGCUAAGGCAUGUGCUUUCAAGUUUCUUUUCAAGUUUCUUUAUGACUUGAAGAGAUGGACUUUAUGUCAUGGUGGCGACAAAUAUUAAUCGUUUCAGUUCAGGUCAAAUAAGUUACAUAACAAUACUGGUAUUUUUCAUUCAUAAAAAAGGGAAGG
This is a messenger RNA of Vigna radiata var. radiata (mung bean), 1238 nucleotides long. Its product is annotated as leucine-rich repeat receptor-like serine/threonine-protein kinase At1g17230. Bases 5 to 1132 code for a protein of 375 amino acids. Gene Ontology annotation, molecular function: protein binding. The record is from RefSeq and is a predicted model, not a curated record. The transcript has 2 exons. Lineage: Eukaryota; Viridiplantae; Streptophyta; Magnoliopsida; Fabales; Fabaceae.